Messenger RNA from Dioscorea cayenensis subsp. rotundata (Guinea yam), 1778 nucleotides. RefSeq lists its product as uncharacterized. Lineage: Eukaryota; Viridiplantae; Streptophyta; Magnoliopsida; Dioscoreales; Dioscoreaceae. Gene Ontology annotation, molecular function: phosphoprotein phosphatase activity. The transcript has 7 exons. The record is from RefSeq and is a predicted model, not a curated record. Bases 150 to 1577 code for a protein of 475 amino acids.
GGGCUUGCUUGCUGACCAGAAAAGCUAUUAAAACCCGCGUGAAUGAUUCCUCGUUCGGAGAAGACCAUCCGAUUCAUGGAAAGAAGGCGAAGAGAUUUUGAUUCAGCGUUUUAGAUAUUUUUCAAAAUCAUAGCAACACCUCUCUUGAGAUGGAUUCAAAGUCAUAUGUUGAGCCAGUGGAAAUUAAGGAGGUCAAGCUAAAGGAGAUUGAUAAAAGCUUGGACUGUAUCGUUCAACAGAUCCAUGAAGAUACACCUGACAACAAGUUACAAGUUAUGAUACAUGUUGAGGAUUCUAUUUCUGGAAAGGAAACUACUGUGGGAAAGAACAGGUGGGUUGCAAAAAGCAAAGUGAAUAAAGAAUUGCAAAAGUCGCAUAUGCACGACAAUGGAAAGUUACUAGUUGAGUUCGAUAAUGUUCCAGAUAUCUCUGUUGUUUCUCCAAAAGAAAAUUUAGAAACGCUCUCAUCUGAUCGCCUGGAGAAGUUAAAGUUGCCCCCACCACCAGUUAGAAAAAUUGCAAGUGAUCAUGUAACUUUAAACAUACCAAUUAACAAAAAUAAUCCCAUGUUCCCAUUGUAUGAGGAAGAAGGCUGUUUCUCAUUCCAAGCAGUCUCCAAUGUCCUCGAGGACAAGCCAUCUGGUAAUUUUUCUAUGAAGAAGUGUGCUUUGAUAAAUACCAUUGGUGCUCAAAAUAUGGUACGAAAUACUCAUGAAGACAGUACUUCAGAUACUUCAGAUGUACGCUGUGAUGAAGAAAUUAUUGUCUGGCGAAAGAGGGGAAAUUCUUUUUCUUCAAUGAGAAACCGUGGCGUUGACCAUGCUUCUUCAUUGGGUUUGAUGAACAAAGAUAAGAAGCUGGAAACAAUGAUCAUGCAGCCAGAAAGAGCAGUAAUUAGUUUGCCCAGACAAAAGUUGCUUGUCCUUGAUUUGAAUGGACUGCUUGCAGAUAUUUUGUCUGAUCCUCGUAAAGCUCAUAAGGCUGAUAUAAGGAUCAGAGGAAAAUCACUUUUUAAAAGACCCUUCUGUGAUGAUUUUCUGAAGUUUUGCUUUGAAAGAUUCAAUAUUGGUGUCUGGUCCUCUAGAGUAAGGUAUAAUGUGGAUAGUGUGGUUGAUUUUCUCAUGGGAGAUUUUAAACAAAAGCUCUUAUUUUGUUGGGACCUAUCGAAAUGCACCACUACUGGGUUUAGGACCAUUGAGAAUGUGCAUAAACCUUUGGUCUUAAAAGACUUGAAGAAGUUGUGGAACAAAGAGGACCCUGAUCUUCAAUGGGAGAUAGGAGAGUAUACUUCAUCAAAUACGUUACUAAUUGAUGAUUCUCCUUACAAAGCCUUGUGCAACCCGCCAUACACUAGUAUCUUUCCCCAUCCCUACAAUUUCUACAACAGACACGAUAACUCUUUAGGGCCUGGAGGAGAUCUGCGUGUGUAUUUGGAAGGGCUGGCUAUGUGUGAUGAUACCCAACAAUAUGUACGAGACCACCCAUUUGGCCAGGCGGCUAUAUCAGAGAAACAUCCUGAUUGGAAGUUCUACUGGCAGAUAAUAAAAAAGAUUCCAAAUCAUUCUUCUUUGACCUAAUGAUCAUCAAAUGCUCUUGACACCAUAUGAUCAGAGAUUUUAAAUAAUUUGAUACAAAUAGGAAUGACAUCAGGGACACUAUGUGAUAUACAUCCAAGAAAAUUGCCAAAGUUAGAAACCAUGUGAAAAUCACUGCCUUUGUUAUCUCACGAGUGACUUCAAUUUUUAAGUUUGACUACCAGUUACUUGUUGGUGUGUAAA